Molecule: messenger RNA, 2079 nt
Organism: Nerophis lumbriciformis (worm pipefish)
Lineage: Eukaryota; Metazoa; Chordata; Actinopteri; Syngnathiformes; Syngnathidae
Source: RefSeq, a predicted model, not a curated record
AUGAAGCAUGAAGUGGCUGACCUCCCCAACGGGCCGUUGGACAUCUACAGACAAAAAGCUUGCUUCCCAUGGAAGGACAUGCUUCUGUUCUUGGAUGGGGAAGAAGUGACAGCGUUAAAGCAACGCAUCUUCGCGGCGUUGGAGAGCGACCCUCUUUUCUCCAGGACGCCGGGUGAAGACCUACCUAUGGAGAAGAUGCGGGAGCUCACCUUUCUCAGGGUAAAACAGCUGUUCCGUUACGACUUCCUGACCGACGAGGAGGCCAUGAUGGACCCGUGGAAGACGGUGGUCCUCAAUGACUGCUUGGGAAUGUAUGACUGGUCUUUAGCGGCCAAGUUUUUCCUCAACAAAGGCAUGUUUGGGGCGACAGUCGCUAGCAGUGGCUCGGCGCGACACAGCAAGUAUGUGGACUCUACUAACGACAUGACAACGUUCGGAUGCUUCGCGCUGACCGAGCUGAGUCACGGUAGCAACACCCGAGCCAUGAGGACCACCGCCACCUACGUGCCCUCCUCGCAGGAGUUUGUCAUCAACUCUCCAGAUUUUGAGGCAGCCAAGUUUUGGGUGGGCAACCUGGGAAAAACCGCCACCCAUGCGCUAGUGUUAGCACAGCUCUACACGCCAGACGGGGCCUGCCAUGGCCUGCACUCUUUUGUGGUCCCGGUGAGAGAUCCCAAGACGUUGCUGGCUCUGCCUGGCGUGUUGGUCGGAGAUAUGGGCAAGAAGCUGGGCCAGAACGGACUGGAUAAUGGGUUUGCUUUGUUCCACAAUGUGAGGAUCCCGCGGGAGAACCUCCUGAACAAGACUGGUGACGUGACCUCCGACGGCACCUACGUCACACCUUACCAGGACCCAAACAAGCGAUUUGGGGCGUCGCUGGGGGCGCUGUCCGCCGGCCGGGUUUCCAUUGCCCGGAUGGCUCUUGUCAACCUCAAGCUGGCCUUGAUCGUGGCAAUCCGCUUCUCCGCUACCAGGAGACAGUUCGGACCGAAGGACUGCGAAGAACUUCCCGUACUCGAGUACCAGUUGCAGCAAUGGCGUCUGAUCCCAUAUGUGGCGGCAGCGUACGCUCUGGAGUGUUUUUCAAAAUCACUCUUCAGCAACUACGUGGAGUUCCGUAUUGGGCAGAUGAUGAAGGACCAAGUAGAUAGACAGGCCGAGCUAGGACGGGAGCUCCACGCGCUAGCCUGCUCGGGCAAGCCCUCGGCCGCGUGGACGGCUCAGCGGGGAAUCCAGGAGUGCCGGGAAGCAUGCGGCGGUCACGGUUACCUGGCCAUGAACCGCUUGGGAAACCUGCGUGAUGACAACGACCCCAACUGCACCUACGAGGGGGACAACAACGUCUUACUUCAGCAAACCGCCAACUACCUCCUGACAUGGAUGGACGUGAAGCGACGCGGCGGCGUACGCGUCCAAUCUCCACUUCACACGGUGGACUUCCUGGAUGAUUUCCAUAAGAUCCGAGAGAGUCGCUUCACGGCGCGCACCCUUGAGGACUGCGCCGACUCCGCGGUGGCGCUGGCGGCCUACAAAUGGCUGGUGUGCUUCCUUCUGGAGGAGAGUCACAAACGACUAGAGCAGCACCGGACUUCGGGCCAAGAUGACUUCCAAGCCCGCAACAAUAGCCAGGUGUAUUACUGCCGCGACCUGGCCUUGGCCUACAUCGAACACUGCUGCCUUCAGAGGUUCCACGAGCAGACUCGGCACGAAGACACCCCGAUCCGGCUCCGAGGGGUCCUCGGGAAGCUGUGUGCGCUUUACGGACUGUGGAGCCUCAGUGGCCACAUGGCCACACUGUACCAAGGUGGGUUCUUGAGCGGAAAGGAGCCGGCCCACUUGAUCCAGACGGCUAUUCUCACUCUCUGCACUCAGUUGAAGGACGACGCCGUGGCGCUGGUGGACGCGAUGGCACCGCCGGACUUCAUCCUCAACUCCCCCAUCGGCAACGCUGACGGACAACUGUACAAGAACCUGUGGUCUACGGUGAUGCAGGGACGCCAAGCGCUGGAGCGGCCUUCCUGGUGGAAAGAAUUCUGCUCCGACAAGCCCGCCGUCGGAUCUCUGCGACCCAAACUCUAG